GCGGCCGUUGGCCGUAAUAAGAGGAGCAAUUGGGAGACAGAUAAAUUACACCGAGUGCCGUCUCUGGCUCUGGCUGCAGCCAUGCCUCUUCUGGAAGAGACAACCCUGCCUCAGGAGCACCCACCCACCCUACCUGUGGUCAUCAUAGGCAAUGGUCCUUCAGGUAUUUGCUUGUCGUACCUGCUUAGCGGGUAUAAGCCCUAUCUGGACACAGGGACCGUGCACCCCAAUCCUGUACUGUACAGGAAACUACAGGAGACCAAGCACCUGCCCAUCACUGAGCAGGAUCUGGAGUACCUGAGCGAGGGGCUGGAGGGCAGGUCAGGGAACCCUGUAGCGGUGCUCUUCGACACCCUGCUGCACCCCAACGCUGACUUUGGCUACGAGUUCCCUCCAGUGCUCCAGUGGAGGAGAGAGAAGCAGCAACACAUCCCUCACCUGGUCCUGGGCAGGGCCAGACCAGGAGGGGCCUGGCACGCGAUGGAGGGCUCCAUGCUGACCAUUAGUCUUGGUAUCUGGAUGGAGCUUCCUGGUAUUAACUACCGAGACCUGAUCAAUGGCAAACGCAGGAGCGUGACAAAUGACAGAGCCACCCCAGAGGAAAUAUUGUCCUACUACAGGAACUAUGUGAAGCUGAUGGGCCUGAAGAAGCACUUUGUUGACAACACCUACGUGACCUCUGUCCAGAAGCUGAGCCGGGGUCACGAGGGGGAGGGGCUGGAGACUGGGCCUGAGGGGGGAGGGGACGGGGGUGGAGGUGAAGGGGAGAAGGGGGGUUAUGAGGGGAGGGGGGGAGAGAGUGUAGACAGCGGUGGAGGGAGUAGUCUUUGGGAGGUGAGGGGAUACCAGCAGGUGGAGGGGGACACCCAUGUCCCCUUCUGUCUGUUUGCGGAGAAUGUUGUUCUGGCAACCGGCGCAUCUGAUUCACCAGCUCGGCUGGGCGUGGAAGGGGAGGAGCUACCGUUUGUGUUCCACAGUAUCUCUGACCUGGGAUUGGCUGUGAGCCAGCAGAGGCUUGGGCCAGACUCUGACCCGGUCCUAAUUGUGGGGGCGGGGCUGAGCGCGGCAGAUGCCGUGCUGUGUGCCUGCAGCAGCAGCAUUCCUGUGCUGCACGUCUUUCGCAAACAUACAGACGACCAAGACCUCAUUUUUAAACAGCUGCCCAAAACCGUGUACCCAGAAUACCACAAAGUGUUUGACAUGAUGCGCUCCCAGACCCACAGCACCCCCCACAGCACCCCCCACCGCACCCCCCACAGCACCCCCAGCACGACGGGCUCUGCUCAGGGACCCCAGCCUCCCAGCCUGGCGUCUUCAGUCUGUGCUAAGAUGUGCUCCAAGCCCCUGCAUGCCCCCACCAACAUGGUCCCCUCUGGUGACUCCAGCCUGUUCCCUGACUACACCAGUUUCCCAGAGCACUGUGUGGUGUCCUUCCAGCCUGACAUGAAGUGCAUCAUUCAGGGGAACAACUCCCUCAAGGCCUUCAAGGUCUCUAUGGUGCUGGCUCUGAUCGGGACUCAUCCCAACCUGUUUUUCUUGAAGGGCCAGGGCCAGUACCUGGGUUUGGAUCCCACCAAGCCCAUCUCCUGCAAGCAGAAUCCCAUCGACAUCCAGCCCUACACUUUUGAGUGCACCAAGGAACCAGGACUGUUUGCCAUGGGUCCCCUGGUGGGAGACAAUUUUGUUCGUUUCUUGAAGGGCGGAGCCCUGGGCAUCGCCUCCUGCUUGCUGAAGAGACAGAAGAAGACAGAGAAGCUGAUCGUGAACGGAGGAGGAGGAAGCUUCAUCUAAGAAGAAAAAAGGCUCAAAAUAAUACUGGCUUCAUCAUGCUUCUCAGCAUAGCCAAGAUACAAGGUCACGUGGUGGCGGCAAAAUGAUUUAAAAAAUGUAUCUACUCAUUGUGUAUGCAGUGUUUAACUAUUGAAACAGAAGCUUUCUUACUUUUUCUGAGGAAACUGCAGAGAGAGGGAGGGUGGGUCCCAUCCUGCCCAGCUCUCAUGGUUUCCCUGAAACAUGACAUCGCGGAAGGUUGGUCCGUCUUGUAGUCUGAGCUGCAGCGAUGCUCUAGUGUUACUUCUCCAUCACUCGGAUCUUAAUUUUCUUCCGUUUUGUAUCCGUUCACAACGUGUCUUACAGUUCAAUCCAUAUGUUCUGGAUACCUGGUCAUCUGUCUACUAGUGAAGAAGUGACCUUUUCUUCACUGCUCAUCAUACUGCUCAUGUGAUCCAUUUUCAAGCUUUCAGGAGAAGGAAAUACAGCCACAAGACUGUUCAACCGCUUGCUUCUUCCUGGUUUGGUUUUCCAUCAGUGCCAAUAUAAGAUCCCAAAAGCAUCUUUCAGGUAAUGGACUGAGACAUUAACGACAACAAAUCCUACAAACAGCCCACUUUACCUGUAAUAACAAGCUGUUGCAUUGACAACCAACUGCAUUUAGAUGAUGUGAAAGAAGAUAUAAGAGAUGAUGCAGUUUAAGUGCCACUGACAAAUGAAGUAAGCUUUUUAUCGGAUGCAUCACAAGUGUGCUGUUAGGGGAGUUGGUGCCAUAGAAGUAGAAUUGCUACCAUUGACUUUCUAAUAUGUAGAACAGACAUUUCACUGUUUUGGUACGACUCAAAGGCUUCCUAUGCAAGUGCUUUCACUCAGAUAACCGAAUGUAUUCCGGAUCAGAAAAAACUCUUUGCUUAUUUACUUGCGAGUCAGCUGGUAAGCUUGGCAUGAGAUAACACCUCCAGUGAUGUGACAGAAUGCUAGACUACAUUAGUAGGUUAGAACCCGUGAUCAUAACUGUUUAUUAAGGACAUAGCUGUUAAAACGCACAUUUCCUGCUGGUCAAACACUGUAGGCAGUAUCUAUGCCAGUUGGUCAGUUUUUCAUCCUCUCAGUGACAUUUUUCGGACCGCAUCGCAGCCACCAUACGCCUCAGAAGUCAGCUGGCAUCAUGCCAAAUACGUGUUUAUGAAAAGCUGUGAAGACGGAAUGUAGUUUGUUCAUUCAUCCUUUCCGCUGACUAGUCACCUUUGGGAUGUGGCCGAUGCAGCGCCAUGCCCGGGUGUCCCUGAAAGGACGCCGCUAUCUGGGUGCAACACCGCAGAGAAUCAGCCCACUCUGGAUGGAGAUCUGAUAAGACUACAGGUUUCAACAGCAUGAAAGCAAAACGCACGUCUGGUUAUCUGGUACAGCUUUUCUUUAAUAGGUCGGGUGGAAUCAAUUGUCGGCCAUAUUGCUUCCUCCUAUCCAACCCUGUCACAUUUGUGCAAGUGACCUACAGUUCAGUGAGUAGAUCUGGAGAGGACUGUCUGAAGGAGAACUCAGAUUGGCUGUCCUCUUGUGUCCCAACUCUCUGGUAGAACCUGGAGGAGGGGGUCUGGUAGAACCUGGAGGAGGGGGGUCUGGUAGAACCUGGAGGAGGGGAUCUGGUGAAGGCUAACAGGGAACAGCUGCACGGUGCAUGAAGAUAUCAACUCCUUUUCUGUAAUAAGUUUUUAAUACAUGUUUUGUACUCAGUAUUUUUUAUUAUGGACAAAUAAAAUAUUUUAAAAGCUCUUAACAUGAAAUACACUUCAUCACAUUCUUUGCCACCAGUGCCUGAAUUAACAGCUAGUGUAUAAAACAGUAAAUGGGAACGAUUGCCUUUGGCACAGGCAUUUUUUUAAAACUUUUUUACCUUUACAAAAUAUUGAACUACUAAUGUAAUACUCAUCCACUAAUGUACAUAAUUAGAGAAGGGUGUGUGUGUGUGUGUAUGUGUGUAGGGUGUGUGUGUGUGUAGGUGCUGUGACAGAUAGUUACGAAACACUGACAAAUUCCACAGCAAACUAAAA
Hypomesus transpacificus is the source of this 3821-nucleotide messenger RNA. It is a transcript of the gene osgin2, whose product is annotated as oxidative stress induced growth inhibitor family member 2. The record is from RefSeq and is a predicted model, not a curated record. NCBI's taxonomy places the organism in Eukaryota, Metazoa, Chordata, Actinopteri, Osmeriformes, Osmeridae. The transcript is spliced from 6 exons. The coding region runs from base 82 to 1791 and encodes 569 amino acids.